Messenger RNA from Microtus oregoni (creeping vole), 1166 nucleotides. It is a transcript of the gene Upf3a, whose product is annotated as UPF3A regulator of nonsense mediated mRNA decay. Gene Ontology annotation, biological process: positive regulation of translation; nuclear-transcribed mRNA catabolic process, nonsense-mediated decay. The coding region runs from base 54 to 1031 and encodes 325 amino acids. Lineage: Eukaryota; Metazoa; Chordata; Mammalia; Rodentia; Cricetidae. Gene Ontology annotation, cellular component: cytoplasm; nucleolus. Gene Ontology annotation, molecular function: telomeric repeat DNA binding. The transcript has 9 exons. The record is from RefSeq and is a predicted model, not a curated record.
UCGCGAGGCUUCGUUGUCGCGGAGGAGGAGGCGGCGGCGGGCGGCCGGUGGGGAUGCGCUCGGAAGAGGGGGCCGGAGGCCCGGGCGCCGCCCUGUCUGCGCGGGGCCCCAGCUGGAGGGAGAAACUGUCGGCCCCGGAGGCCCAAUUCCGCCGCGAGUCGCCUCGGAGGGAGUCCGCGCUGGCCCCAGCCCCGUCCUUCAGUGAGAGCGGGGCGGGCAAGCCUCGCGAGGAAAAGAGGACGGCGCUGAGCAAGGUGGUCCUCCGGCGUCUGCCCCCUGGCCUCACCAAAGAGCAGCUGGAGGAGCAACUGCGCCCCCUGCCUGCGCACGACUACUUCGAGGUGGUAGCUGCGGACCUCAGUCUCUAUCCUCAUCUCUACUCACGAGCGUACAUUAACUUCCGGAACCCUGAUGACAUCCUUCUGUUCAGAGAUCGCUUUGAUGGAUAUAUCUUCAUUGGCAAUAAAGGCCUGGAGUAUCCCGCAGUGGUGGAGUUUGCUCCGUUCCAGAAGAUUGCCAAGAAGAAGCUGAAGAAAAAGGACACCAAGACUGGAAGCAUUGAAGAUGACCCAGAAUAUAAACAGUUUCUGGAGACAUACAGCUUGGAGGAAGAAAAAGCCGGUGCCAGUCCUGAGACGCUUCUGGGAGAGAUAGAAGUGAAGACGAGAGAGCUCCUGGCCAGAAGAACCACACCUCUUUUGGAAUAUAUUAAAACUAGAAAACUAGAAAAGCAGAGAAUUCGAGAAGAAAAACGUGAAGAGCGGAGGAGAAGGGAGCUGGAAAAGAAGCGUUUCCGGGAAGAAGAGAAAAGGAAAAGGAGGGAAGAGGAGAGAUGGAGAAGGAAGGAGGCGGAUAAGCAGAAGAGAACUGAGAAGGAGGUGAAGAUUAAGCUUCUCAAGAAGCUGGAAACAGGGGAAGAAGCAGCCACAGAGAAGCACAAAGAAAGAGGUGACUCAGUUGGUCCUGGAGACGAAAAGCAGGAAGCCUGGCCAGUGGAAAGCCUGCCAGAGAUGCCUGGGGAGAGGUUUUGACAGCUGUCUAAUAUCACGAGAAUGAAGAAGAGAGACUCUCCGUGUGAUUAUGUGGCCACCCAGGCAUUUGAAGCAAGAAGUCCGAUUUUUCCUGUCACGGGUUCAAAGAAUAAUCAAAACUUUUUUUAUAUAUAA